Mesocricetus auratus (golden hamster) is the source of this 4459-nucleotide messenger RNA. It is a transcript of the gene Fam78b, whose product is annotated as family with sequence similarity 78 member B. The record is from RefSeq and is a predicted model, not a curated record. Bases 64 to 849 code for a protein of 261 amino acids. The transcript has 3 exons. Lineage: Eukaryota; Metazoa; Chordata; Mammalia; Rodentia; Cricetidae.
CGGCUGCCCGCGCCGGGCCCCCGCGCUGCCCCACGCCGCGCCGCGCCGGCGCCGGGCGGCAGGAUGGGCUGUAUCCAAAGCAUCACCUGCAAGGCGCGGAUCCGGCGCGAGAACAUCGUGGUGUACGAUGUGUGCGCCACCAUCGACCAGUGCCCCACGCGCAUCGAGGAGACCUCGCCCAUCGUCCUGCGCUACAAGACCCCUUACUUCAAAGCCUCGGCCCGCGUGGUCAUGCCCCCCAUCCCCCGCCACGAGACCUGGGUGGUGGGCUGGAUCCAGGCGUGCAACCAGAUGGAGUUCUUCAACACCUACAGCGACCUGGGCAUGUCAAGCUGGGAGCUGCCUGACUUGAGGGAAGGGAGAGUAAAAGCCAUCAGUGACUCAGAUGGGGUGAGCUACCCCUGGUACGGGAACACCACAGAGACUGUGACCCUGGUUGGCCCCACCAACAAGAUCUCCAGGUUCUCCGUCAGCAUGAAUGAUAACUUCUACCCCAGUGUGACAUGGGCAGUGCCAGUGAGUGACAGCAACGUGCCACUUCUCACAAGAAUCAAGAGGGACCAAAGUUUCACCACCUGGCUGGUGGCCAUGAACACCACCACAAAGGAGAAGAUCAUUCUGCAGACCAUCAAGUGGAGAAUGAGAGUGGACAUUGAAGUGGACCCUCUCCAGCUGCUGGGGCAGCGGGCGCGGCUCGUGGGCAGGACUCAGCAGGAGCAGCCCCGGAUUCUGAGCCGGAUGGAACCCAUCCCCCCUAAUGCACUAGUGAAGCCCAAUGCCAACGAUGCCCAGGUCCUCAUGUGGAGGCCCAAGCGGGGGCCGCCUCUGGUUGUGAUACCUCCUAAGUAGAAGCAGACUGCCCAACUGUGCGUGGAACACGUGCCACUGAGACACGCAGUGGGAUUGCCAGGGGUGACAGGAGCCAAACUGAGUUUCUGAGCCAAAGCAGACCUCUUGGUUUGCCAGCCUCUGCAGCUGCUUGUGAAGAGUACAGCUGCUCCUUGGUGGUAGAACCAUAACCCUUAGGAAAAGCCCCUUCCUCUUAGGAAUAAAGAAAUCACUGAUUUGACAGACUUGCUGUGAUUACCAUGCAAGUAGCCAUAUUUUGCAGCUGACCGGGAUGAUUCUUUUAUUUGAACUAUUGACCAUUUCUUUCCUGUGAGAAGCAGGGGAUGUAAAUGAAACUAAACAGUGCCUGUGGCGGAUGCUGCUUCCCAACCAAUUAGAAGCACGAGUGGAAACAUCCACACCAGGUGUUCGUAAGACAGUCCCCAUGUGUGUGACUGGAGGGUGUUGGGGAGUUGGGUGAUGGGGAGAGAGAAGACGAAGUUGUUGCUACAGAUUAAUAUCAAGUAUUAGUUGAUGAUCAGAUCGUCAACACACCCACUGGAAGGAGAGUAACACUUAAACGUGAAAGGUCUCCUAGUAGGACAAAGCAAGCUCAGCAAGCAGAACCACAUGGCAAGACACUGAGGAGAAGGAUAUGAGCAAUGGCUGGUGACUCUGGAAGCUGACACCCUGGACAGCUGAUUUCCUAUUUAAAAAGCGUGCCAUCUUGCCUGUCUCCUCACCACCCUCCCAUCCUGUGACCAGUACCUCCUCUUCCCACCGCGUGUGUCCAGCCAGGCCAGCUGGUUGGCUCAUGGGGGAGCGUUGCUAAAGUGGAAGUUGUGCCUGCUGCACCUUUUGCGGUGUGGAAAGAUUGAGUUCACCCACACCUCCAGCUCAUCCCCUCCCUCCACAUGAAGCCUCCCAAGGACAAGGCUGGUCAUCCUGGACUGAAGGGACCCCACACGGCCCAGCCCUGGCUCCCAAGCCUGCCACCCCACACCACACUUUUGGGUGGGAAACAGGGAGAAUAUGUAUCUCCCAUUCCCCUCUCUCUUCUCUAUGUGGAUAGCCGAUGUCAAUCAUCCCCUGAGGUUCCUCUAAGGUCUUUGGAAGGCAACUGUUUGCCCUACCAUGGACAGACUUGGUGCCUUCAGAUGACCAAGAGCAGCAUUUAUGUCGCCAGGAUCAGUGGAGUGAGAGCAGAACUUCCCCCAACAGGGAAAAAGUGGUAUAUGUUGUUUUAGUGAUUGUUUUAUUUAUUGGUAUUCUCAUCUAUUUAUUUAUGGAAUCUGUAUUUAUUAUACACCAGAAAAUCUACUUCCAUCUUUCAAACAUCAGCCCAAAAAUUGUCGUUUGCCUCUACAGAGCACAGUAAAUGAUUCCUCUUUGAAGCCACAGAAAAAGAGGGAAAUUCUUCUCCCUGAUCCCAAAUGCUUCUACCCCAGACCAAUUUUCAACCAGAAAUUGGAUCAGAAACUACCAGCUCAUAGUAAUCUGUCCAGCCACAGGAAUCAGCACAGGCCCAGCUAGACAGAAACCCAGAGUAUUCCAGCCCCUUACUCUUUCACUUUUUUCCCUUCCAUUCCUUCCCAAACUCAUGCAAGACCAAUCAACUGACUCCAGACUGGUGGUUAAGACUGGACUUCUCAGUCUGCUGUGGUGUAGAAUGCUUGGAACCAGGUACACAUUAGAAUCUAUGCCAGGAGCUUUGCCUGGUUUCCACCUCAUGUAUCCAUAGCAGAAUUUCCAAGGGCUGAGCAGCAGAGGUCUUUUUAGUAACCCAGAUGAUUCUAAUUUGUAAAUGCAGUUGAUUAAAAAAACCCUUCUACUAUCUUCUUCAUCCCCACCCACCUCCAAGACCUCUUCCUCUGGACAAGCUUCCUCUGGAGUCCCUAUUCCUCCAGUCCCCUUUUCUCCUUAAACUUUCCGCAUCAGUACUAUCAACCUUAGCAGACCCAAAGAGGUGACUGGUUCUAGGAGUCACACCCGAAGCUGAUGCCUACACUUGGCCUCUCUAGAAGCAAAAGCUCAUCCCCUGCCCAAGUUCACCUUCCAUCUGCACUUCCCCCCACCACACAUGCCUCCCUCCAAGAGUUAGAAGGUUACAUGGUUAUUCCUAUCGCUAUGCCUCAAUCUUAAGGCAAGGCUCAUUUCAGUCUUCAUAACCCAAGAGUUGGAUGUUUCUGCAGAGCAACAUGAAUUACCUAAGGCCCCACUGAUAACAGGAAAGGGUCAUUCAUAAUAGGAAAGGACUGUCCCCCCAACAGUAAUGACAGCAACCCCCCAUUCUGGCAUCCAAAUCAUAGAUGACUAGAGGAGACUUCUCACCCCUCAUGUUGACAAGUUCUCAAACAAUGAAUACAAGUGAAGGGAUGUGUGUGUGUGUGUGUGUGUGUGUGUGUGUGUGUGUGUGAACUGUCUUCAUAUAAACUACAUUGAUCUAUGGAGAUGCUGAACUUCAACUUUACAAUAUAGACUUUUAUCUGAAAAUAAUCAAGAACUUGAGUGGUCUUGCACUCAGUGGAUUCCCUGCGCCCAUUUCCUCAAAGGCCCAAGUGAGUUCCACAGUAGUGCUCCAUGCAGAAUGUUGUAAUAUCUAAAAACUGUUGGAUGUGUUAGAGAGUGUCUGUUGUAUGCACAAGAGAGUGCCCCAACAUAGAAAGAGUUCAUUUUCCUACCCCACCUCCAGCAUCUAAGCAGGUUCCAAGAGCAAGCGGAUUUCUCCUGCAUUCAUAGCACCAUGCCUUCUUGCCCCAUUCAUCAGACUGUCCUGCACCAAGUCCCAUCUCUCAGGGUCCUACUCUCUGAUAGGCAACAGUUCAGUCAGUGGGUGCUAAAGAGUUGAGUGUUACACUUCUUAAGUGACAUUUACCUUUUAAUUGGGGCUAUAGACAAUGCCUUAAUCUGAAGGAAUAGCUUGAAUGCUGGGAAUUUCAGGUGCAGAAGUGGGCCAGUAAGAGAGAUUAUUUUUUCCUUAGGGGGGCAUUUUAGAGCUUCCCCUCCCCCAUACGUAUCUUUAAACUCAGCUCAUAAGUACAUAAGCACAAGCAAGCACACUUACCUACAUCCACAUCCCAUAAUUUUGAAAUACCUCCCAUGCAUUGGCCCCAUCGUUAAAAAUAAAAAUAAAAAAAUUUAAAAAGAAACCAGCUAAAUUCAUUUAAACCUCAUUGGGAAAUGCAGCCUAUUUUUUCACCGGCCACCAGCCAUCUGGUCUACCCCACCCUGUUCCAUUUCCUUCCUGCUCCUUCUCUUUUCGGUUACUGGACUAUCAGUUAAAUUAUGUGUACAUGUCCUCUCUGCUCUCUCCUUGCUUCCCCUCAAAUGUAUUUUCCUCCCUUAAAAUUGUGUCGUUUUUGGUGUUGUCCAAGGACAGACGUGGAGGCUAAGAGCAUGAGCAUGUAUGUGUGUCACUGAAGACAGAGAAGCCAGGUAUUCUGCUACAGUUUGAAGAAUAAUGCCACAAAGGAAGAUAUGAAAGCUGGCUCUGCAGAGUGCCUUAAAAUGACUUUAAUUAGGAAAUUCUGAGUUGUCAGUCUUUGGAUGUUACAUAAACUCAAAUGGAUGUUGCAUUUCACUUCUCUGGGAUUAAAAAAAGUUAAAUACAGUAUGUAUUCAACAAUCACAA